UAAUCCAUGGCUGCGGUGCUUUCCGUGCUAGGGAGGGCAGGGGAGAAAUGUAUUUUCCAUGGGGCUGCUGCCAGACCUUGUCAGAGCAUCUGGUAGCGUAACUGGGAGCCAAUUUUAUUUGAUUUUCCAUCUCUGCAGGGACCUGAGCUCAGCCUGCUGAUAAGUAUGAUAUGGAGGUCCUUCUGCAUGGGGCUGGGCCCCCAUGGUGCUGCAAACCCUCCCUUCUUAUCAAUGGGAUGUAUUUUGGGAAUGGGGAAUGUAAUAGGGAAAGGGCAGGGGGCUGCGCUCAGCCCCUCUUGCAACCUGGAGGAGAUGAAGCUUCAGCUAGAUGGGACCUUGUACAGGGGGUUUGGGUCCCUCCACUGAAUCACUGCAGUUGGAACCUGAUGCUCCUCCACCCCUUGCUCCCCCCGGUACUUGCCCACCUCCAUUGCACACCUGUAUCUGCGUCUCUGCUGCGCCCAGGGCAGGCAGCCCAAGCAGUUUAACCCUGCUCCAGCUUUCAGAUCCUUCCUCAGCCAUACAAGCAUCUUGCUGCUCAGCCACAAGGAAGAACAGCAGCAGCCUCCCUCCUCUGCGGUGCACACGCUUGCUCUUGCAUGCACACAUGUGCUCCCCCGCCUUCUCCUCCUCCUCCUCCUCCUCCUCCUCCUCCUCCUCUCCUCCCCAGGCACCCUGACCUCGCUUUCCCCUCCAUCUCUCCCAGGCCCCUCGGCAGCUGACCCCUAGCUCUGGCUCCUCUCCGCCUGCUUCAAGGCCAAGCUCUGCAGCAGACUGCGGUUUGCCCGGCGGGAUACCCCGGCUCAGGCUGACCCUGCUGGGGCCAAUGCAAAUGGGGUUUGAACCAGCCCUCGGGUGUUGUGAUUUUCCCAUCCCACGUUGGAGAUCCCAUCCCAUCGCUGGAGAUAAGUGCCACGCAAGAGCCCCCACCGGUGCAACCUUCCAGCGCUGGCAGGCGAGGGAUGAAGUAGCCGUGUCCCCCCCUCAACUACCCAGAGACUUCGACGAGAAACAGCAAUGCCAGCAGCCUCUCCUCGCUUCCUUCUGAUGGUUUAUUUCUGCAGUCGGGACCUCCUCCCAUUGACUCCCCAGCCCGGGGGUUUCUCCAGGUCCCCACAGUCAGAUGGAGAGAUGCCAGGAGGCUGGAACACCUCCUCUAACAGCCCGGAGCUGCGAGCCGCAGGGAUUAUUGUGCCCGUCAUCUUCUCCCUCAUCUUCCUUCUGGGCACUGUGGGGAAUGGGCUGGUGCUGGCCGUGCUGCUGCGGAACAGACAAAUCAAGUACAAUACCACCAACCUUUUCAUCCUUAACCUGGCCAUGGCUGACCUGUGCUUCAUCAUCUGUUGCGUCCCCUUCCAGGCCACCAUUUACACCCUGGAUGGGUGGCUGUUUGGGGCCUUUGCCUGCAAGGCUGUGCAUUUCCUGAUCUACCUCACCAUGUACGCCAGCAGCUUCACACUGGCUGCCGUCUCCAUUGACAGGUACCUGGCCAUUCGCUAUCCGCUGAAGUCCCGGGAUCUCCGCACUUCCCGAAACGCAGGAGUGGCCAUUGUAGCAAUCUGGUCACUGUCACUGCUCUUCGCAGGGCCUUACCUCAGUUACUACCAGAUUGUCCAUUACCACAGGGUGCCCAUCUGCGUCCCCGUCUGGGAGGACCAGCGCCGAAAGAUUCUGGACAUCCUCACGUUUGUCUUUGGAUACCUCUUGCCUGUGACUGUGGUGAGUCUGGCAUACGCCAGGACCAUCAAGUUCCUAUGGACCUCUAUAGACCCCAUAGAAAGGAUCUCAGAGUCCCGGAAGGCCAAGUGUAAGGUCACCAAGAUGAUCGUGGCUGUGGCCAUCCUGUUCUGCCUCUGCUGGCUGCCCCACCACCUGGUCAUCCUGUGCUUCUGGUUUGGCCACUUCCCCUUCAACCGAGCCACUUACGCUUGCCGCCUGGCUUCCCACUGCCUUUCAUAUGCCAACUCCUGCCUCAACCCCAUCGUCUAUGCCCUCAUCUCCAAGCAUUUCCGCAAGCGUUUCAAGCAGGUCUUCACUUGCAUCUUCUUCCAGAACAAGACCAGGAAGAAGAAGAAGAGAGUUGGAAAGAAAGUCCACAUGGUCCAUGUGGGCAAAGGUUUCACCAACAGCACCAGAGGUUUCUAUGGAGGCAAGACUGAGGUGAACCAGGUCCCAGAGGAGAACAUGAGGAUGAGGGACCCUGAAGGUGCCAGUCGUGAUGCCGGAGCACAGACUCACCGGCUACAAGAUGCCAUGGUCUCUGUGCAGAAGGAGCUACUGGAGGAGGAAAGUUUGGCAACAGCUGGCCAUCCCCUGGCCAUGACCCCUACAAGAGGAACUGAGGAGUUUGUGACUCUUCAUUACAGAUGAGCAAAGUGAAGGAGCCUGUUUUCCAGCCUGUGAGUAACCACUCCAUUCCCAAUGGGCAGAAUAAUGUGGGACUGAGGGGAAUGGACACAGCAGAGCCACCAAAACCUCCUGUGGCAAUGGUUAACCUGUUGUCCCCUCUCACCUUCACUCCCUGGCCCACUGUAUUCAUAUGAGAAUGGCACAAUCCACCCAUAGAAAUGCAGUGUGGAGGGACAUGUUGAUGUGAUGCCACGUGACCUUGGUGGCGUUUCUGCAACAGGUUUUGAGGCCUCCAUUUCCCUCCUUCCUAACUUGCUAAUUUUGUGCAGCACCUUAGAAGUCUAAGAGAGAGACAACCAAAAUAGAAACAUCUUGGUAGGAGAUCCAGGCUACUAAGAGUGCUUUAGAGCAUGGGCGGGAAGUGUGGAGAGGGUGCACAGGGACCUCUCUCCCUGGCAAGGCUGGGGAACUGUGCUCAGCCCCAAGCUAUAAAACACUGUCCCUUGCCCACAUGUCCUUUUCCCGUGGUCCAAGGGUAGACUUAGUCCACCUCCAUCCCUUUCCCUAGCCCCUGCAUCCAGAUCAGAGGGCCUUUGCCACACUGCCUCACGAGCAAGGAAGUCAGCCCUCUGUGCCAACAGCUCAAUGAUGCAAACUCUGUGGCAGUCACUAGUCAUACUCAAGUGAUUUCUGCCACAGCAAGUGAGGAAAGGAAAGCCUUGUGUGCCAACACCUCUGCGUGCCUCCCCUCUGCAUCUGUAGCACCUCUGAAGUUCAAGGAGGAAAGGGUUGCCUGUCCAGUCUCUUCCCUCAACUCUGACCCACCAGAAUUACUCUCUGGAUGAUGUUUCCUAGACCUCUAUCUCACCUGGCUUGAGCUCUUGCGGCAGAUCCUGCAGGACACUGUCCCACUUCCUAAUGCCACUUGUGGAUCAGAAAUAUUUCCUUAGAGCCAUCCCCAGUUCUUCCUAAACAAACCCAGUACCUUCUCAUUCCGCUGUGGUGGUGUUCCACCUGAUUCAGCCACCUGCUUACUUUCUGUUUGCGUUUUGCAAGCUCCUGAGGGUUUGCUGCCUCCUCUUUGAUCUUUCCUUGCUACGUGGAGUUUCAUCCCUUCUUUCUGCAGCUGAAGGACCUGUUGCUCUCUGAGCGGUGACAUUAUUCAUUGAUGUUAGCCCCAUGUGUGUCAUUUACUGACGUGGCCAGCCAGUGUUUUCCACAUGAUGGUGAUGAUUGUGAGUGAAUUGAUGUCUGUCACCGGAGCAGAAGAAAGUAGCUAAGCUGCAACAUGAGCUGUGGAACUAGGUGACAGUUGUGGUGAGGAGUAAAAAGAAACAGACCCAUGUCCACUUGGUUCAAUCCUGUCUCCUCAGUGCCCCUUUCUACCCAACGGAGAGGGUUUCCAGAAGAGUGUGAGGCCAACACAGCUCAGUGGGCUGGGAUAUCUUCGAAGACGGCCACUGCUGUGGGAGCAACAUCUGCCUCAGAGAAAAACUUUCCCCUGCUCCGUCCCCUGCUGCCCCCAGCAGCUGUGGAGGAGCCUCUGGCCUUGGCAACAGCUCAAUGACACCUCACAGCAGGACCAGCCAUCCCCUCUGGCCUGACCAUGGGAAGGAUGGGAAGUGCUGCUGGGAUGGCGUGGUGGGACAAAAAUCACAAUCACCAGAAGGUGCUGGAAUUUCUCCCUUGAUUGACCUGAA
Molecule: messenger RNA, 4049 nt
Organism: Calidris pugnax (ruff)
Lineage: Eukaryota; Metazoa; Chordata; Aves; Charadriiformes; Scolopacidae
Gene: GALR3
Product: galanin receptor 3
Exons: 4
Coding region: 1018-2370 (450 amino acids)
Biological process (GO): neuropeptide signaling pathway; adenylate cyclase-modulating G protein-coupled receptor signaling pathway
Cellular component (GO): membrane
Molecular function (GO): galanin receptor activity
Source: RefSeq, a predicted model, not a curated record